This is a messenger RNA of Hipposideros armiger (great roundleaf bat), 1311 nucleotides long. RefSeq names its product N-terminal Xaa-Pro-Lys N-methyltransferase 2 (gene NTMT2). Gene Ontology annotation, molecular function: N-terminal protein N-methyltransferase activity. The transcript is spliced from 4 exons. Gene Ontology annotation, cellular component: cytoplasm. Bases 55 to 906 code for a protein of 283 amino acids. NCBI's taxonomy places the organism in Eukaryota, Metazoa, Chordata, Mammalia, Chiroptera, Hipposideridae. Gene Ontology annotation, biological process: N-terminal protein amino acid methylation. The record is from RefSeq and is a predicted model, not a curated record.
AAACAGCCAGGCCAGCUUCCUCUCUCGGUAGGAAUAAUAAUAUCCCCCUCCUCCAUGGCCCACCUGGGAGCCCACUUGGCCUUUAGAUCCCGCUGGCAGAAGACCGACGAUGAACUCUGCCGACAUAGCAUGUCCUUUAUCCUUCACAAAGCCAUUCGCAAUGACUUCUUUCAGAGCUAUCUCUACCUGCUGGAAAAAAUCCCCCUGGUGAAAUUGUAUGCUUUAACAAGUCAAGUCAUCAAUGGUGAGAUGCAGUUCUAUGCCAGAGCUAAACUUUUCUACCGAGAAGUACCAGCUACAGAAGAGGGUAUGAUGGGAAAUUUCAUUGAACUGUCCGACCCUGAUAUCCAGGCUUCUCAGGAAUUUCUUAGGAAAUUUGUUGGGGGGCCCGGGAGAGCUGGGACGAACUGCGCCCUGGACUGCGGCUCUGGGAUUGGAAGGGUCAGCAAGCACGUCUUGUUGCCGGUUUUCAACCGUGUGGAACUGGUGGACAUGAUGGAAUCGUUCCUCCUGGAGGCCCAGAACUACCUGCAGGUGAAAGGGGACAAGGUAGAGAGUUACCACUGCCUCAGCCUGCAGGAAUUCACGCCCCCUUUGGGGAGAUACGAUGUCAUCUGGAUUCAAUGGGUCUCCGGGUACCUGACUGACAAGGACCUUCUUGCAUUUCUUUCCCGGUGUCGAGACGGCCUGAAAGAACACGGUGUCGUCAUACUGAAGGACAAUGUGGCCCGGGAGGGCUGCAUCCUAGAUCUCUGUGACAGCAGUGUGACUCGGGACAUGGAUAUCCUGCAGAGCAUCAUUCGGAAGAGUGGGCUGGCGGUGUUGGGCCAAGAGAGGCAGGACGGCUUUCCAGAGCAGUGCCUCCCGGUGUGGAUGUUUGCACUGCACAGUGAUAGCAGCUCCUGACCCGCGGUGGGUGUGCUCGGCGGGGCUGCACAGCGGUUCUUGGGGACAGAGGUGCUCCCCUCAGAGACGUACCUGGUAAUUCAUGGAGGGAUGGAGAGAAGGGACGCAAUGCAUGUCUGGAAAUAACUGAUGAUGUCGUAUGGACAAGUGUGCACUCAUUCUAUAAGUACAUGCACACUGGAUUUUUCGAAAGAUAAAUGGAGUGACAUAUCGGGAGAAAUGCUUGUAGGCACAUAAACUGUACAAGGGUACUCAUAAGCAAAGAAGGCAGCAAUGUUCACAAAUUCUGAGGAUUUGCAUAUAGAGUGCGGUCUGGGCCCCCUUUCUCUGUCCUCAUGCUAGAUACAUUAUACUUCCUUCCUCUUUGGGCUUACUACUUCUCUUAGACAAAAAUGUCCCCCUAAU